UCAUGAAACCCCCAAAGCACAUUCAUUUCUCAUCUUGUCAUCAUCGCUAACAAUCAAAACUUUGUUCAUCUUUUAAACCCCCACGUAAUUUCGUAUUUUUAUCUCCAUUCGAUCUCAAAUUCCCAAUUCAAUAUUCACAAAAUGGUGCUGAAGAGAUCAAUACCUGUUGGUUUUGGCGAUCCAAAGACGACUAAGAAGAUGAUCAUACAAUCGGAACAUGAUCAGCCUGUGUUACCUUCCUCCUCCUCCUCCUCCGCUGCCACAGCUGUUUUCAUGGAUGCACACUUGUUAUAUGAGGUGCUGAAGCAUGUGGAUGCAAGGACGUUAGGUGCGGUUGCGUGUGUUAGCAAGCACUGGCAUCGGACGGCUCAAGAUGAGCGGUUAUGGGAGCUGAUAUGCACCAGGCAGUGGGCGAAUAUUAGAUGCGCAAGCGCAAGUGAUCAACUUCGUAGCGUGGUACUUGCGUUCGGUAGCUUCCAAUGUCUCCAUUCUCAUUACUUAUUGCCUUUAUCCAAACUGAAAGAAUUCAUAGAAGUGAAACAAAGGAAAUAAUACUUUUGUAUCAUUAUAAAAGCUCAUAAUGUAUCUUCUGACUAAUAUGGAUGAUACAUGUGGUAUGUAUGAUCAAGUUUUGUUUCAUUAAGUAUUAGAAAAUGCAUUACU
Molecule: messenger RNA, 663 nt
Organism: Helianthus annuus (common sunflower)
Lineage: Eukaryota; Viridiplantae; Streptophyta; Magnoliopsida; Asterales; Asteraceae
Product: F-box protein GID2
Exons: 1
Coding region: 142-552 (136 amino acids)
Biological process (GO): regulation of gibberellic acid mediated signaling pathway
Cellular component (GO): SCF ubiquitin ligase complex
Molecular function (GO): protein binding
Source: RefSeq, a predicted model, not a curated record